AUGUCGUUCAAGGUUGAGCGGGACACAUUCCAGCAGCAAGGCGCUGCCGCCUUCCAGCAAGGUGCUUCUCAGUUCCAGACGCCACCGCCGCCGUCGUCUGCCCAGCAGCUGCUGCACCCUAUUCGGACCGCCGAGCGCGCUCUCGCCGGCCCCCCGAUUCCUGGCACCAGUGGCCAUCAUCCCAUUGCCGAAGUCGUCGGCACGGCGCUGACCGGUGGCCGCCAGAAUGCCGGCACCAAGGGUUACCUUGCUGUACGUGGAGCCUUGGCUUCUACCAUUGCUGAAGCGGUGGCACGAACUGUCAAUACCUACAUCAAGCAACUGGAGGAGAAUCCUCUGCGCACCAAGAUGCUCACUGCUGGCACCCUCGCCGGUACUCAGGAACUCCUUGCCUCGUGGCUAGCUAAGGACCGCAACAAGCAUGGCCACUACUUUACCUCGCGUGUGCCCAAGAUGGCUGCCUACGGCGCCCUUGUGAGCGCUCCUCUUGGCCACUUCCUCAUCUGGAUCCUGCAGAAGACGUUCAAGGGCCGCACCAGCCUGAAGGCCAAGAUCCUGCAGAUCCUUGUGAGCAACCUGCUUAUUGCUCCCAUCCAAAACACCGUCUACCUGACGGCCAUGGCCCUGAUCGCCGGUGCCCGGACGUACCACCAGGUCCGCGCUACUGUCCGCGUCGGCUUCUGGAAGGUCAUGCGCGUGACCUGGAUCACGAGCCCCAUCUGCUUGGCCUUUGCCCAGAAGUUCCUUCCCGAGAACGCCUGGGUGCCCUUCUUCAACCUGGUGUCCUUCAUCAUUGGCACCUACAUCAACACUGUCACUAAGAAGAGACGUCUUGCAGCCCUGCGCAAGAAGCACUUCGGUGACGGCUCUGGCCGCGCCGGCUCUGCCGGCGGCCGUGUUGAUGACUACCCGCCGCCGCCCACGCUGGGCGGCCAGAACCCCCAGUACUAA
Molecule: messenger RNA, 951 nt
Organism: Sporothrix brasiliensis 5110
Lineage: Eukaryota; Fungi; Ascomycota; Sordariomycetes; Ophiostomatales; Ophiostomataceae
Product: integral membrane protein 25d9-6
Exons: 3
Coding region: 1-951 (316 amino acids)
Cellular component (GO): membrane; cytoplasm
Source: RefSeq, a predicted model, not a curated record